Messenger RNA from Chenopodium quinoa (quinoa), 1618 nucleotides. RefSeq names its product 36.4 kDa proline-rich protein-like. Lineage: Eukaryota; Viridiplantae; Streptophyta; Magnoliopsida; Caryophyllales; Amaranthaceae. The record is from RefSeq and is a predicted model, not a curated record. Bases 57 to 1457 code for a protein of 466 amino acids. The transcript has a single exon.
AAGGCCACUCUUAUUCUCACUCUUAUCACUCAUUGGUCAUUCUUAAGCUCUCAAAUAUGGGAGCAUUUUCAUUACUUACUCUUUUCCUUCUUUUUAAUUUUGGUACAUUUUUCACUACUUUAGCAUGCCCUUAUUGCCCAUAUCAACCACCUCCUAAGCCACCCAAGCCAGCUUGUCCCCCUCCUGAGCAUCCACCACACUCGAAGCCGCCUCAUUCGCCCUCCGGAAAGCCGCCGAGCUACCCUCAUAAACCUCCUCAUCAUGAUCAACCCCAUAAACCACCUCAUUCUCCCUCCGGAAAGCCGCCGAGCUAUCCUCACAAACCACCUCAUCAACAACCACCUCACCAUCCUUACAAACCACCUCAUCAACAACCACCCCAUAAACCACCUCACCAUCCUUACAAACCACCUCAUCAUCCCUACAAACCACCUAAGCCGCCUUCCUCGAAACCACCUCACCAUCCUUACAAACCACCUUACACACCUAAACCCCCUACAGGUUCACCUCCCAAGUCUCCUCCUUACACUCCUAAACCACCUCAUCAUACCCCUAAACCUCCUGUUGUAACCCCACCUUACACUCCUAAACCACCUCACACCCCUAAACCUCCUGUUGUGACCCCACCUUACACACCUAAACCUCCGGUUAGCCCACCGCAUUACCCGAAACCACCCGUUGUAAGCCCUCCAUACAGCCCACCUUACACUCCUAAACCCCCCAUUGUGAGCCCACCAUACACACCAAAACCGAGCCCACCCUAUACCCCUAAACCCCCGGUUGUGAGCCCACCAUACACACCAAAACCGAGCCCACCAUAUAGCCCACCCUACACACCUAAACCGCCAAGUGUGAGCCCACCAUACACACCAAAACCACCAAGUGUGAGCCCACCAUUCACACCAAAACCACCAAGUGUGAGCCCACCAUACACACCAAAACCACCAAGUGUGAGCCCACCUUACACACCAACACCACCAAGUGUGAGCCCACCUUAUACACCAACACCACCCAGUGUGAGCCCACCAUACACACCAACACCUCCAAGUGUGAGCCCACCAUACACACCAACACCAACACCCCCAGUAGUAACCCCACCAUACACACCAACACCCCCAAGUGUAAGCCCAACUCCACCAACAACCCCGGUACCAUCACCGGAAACACCAUGCCCACCACCGCCUUCGAAACAACCAACAUGCUCCAUUGACUCCCUUAAGUUGAAUGCAUGUGUUGACGUGCUAGGAGGACUAAUACACAUUGGCAUAGGAAGUGGUGCUAAGGAUGCAUGUUGUCCUGUGUUAGGUGGUCUAGUUGGUUUAGAUGCUGCAGUUUGUCUUUGCACCACAAUUAGGGCUAAGCUUUUGAAUAUUAACAUUAUUCUUCCUAUUGCUCUUCAAGUUUUGGUUGAUUGUGGCAAGACUCCUCCUCCUGGAUUCCAAUGUCCUGCUUAUUAGUUCUUUUUUUUUUUUUUUUUUUUCAUUUAUGUCUUUUUAAGUGAUAAAAGUUUUGGUGAAUAAAGUUCAUGUUAUAUUUUACGCUAGUGUUAUGAUGGUUUCUAACACUACUUGACAAUUUGUAUCUUUAAUUAUUUAUAUAUAAUGUUUAACGUGUAGUA